Molecule: messenger RNA, 2031 nt
Organism: Scedosporium apiospermum
Lineage: Eukaryota; Fungi; Ascomycota; Sordariomycetes; Microascales; Microascaceae
Exons: 4
Coding region: 1-2031 (676 amino acids)
Source: RefSeq, a predicted model, not a curated record
AUGGCCCCAGGUACUAGACGAGCUAAUCGUGCCGGUUAUGCGGAACACGACGACUUUGAGGGUCUUCCCGUGCGACAAUGGCGAGAAGAAUGGCUCCGAAUCGCGCCUCCACCCCCUCCCGAGACGACGAAAGCAAACGACAUCUGGGCCAUCGAGCUCCCCCACGGUCUUCCCAAAGACGCACACCUCCUACCGCCGCAUAGCCAAGAGUUGCUACGUGCCGCGCGAUCCGGACGUCUUUAUAAGCGACCGCUUCCCGCCGAGGAAGAAGAACCCGAGGCCGAUGGGAUCCCGGCCGAGAAGCUAGAGAAGAAGGAAGAGGACGAUCCGAGUACGACGGGAUUUACUGUCAAGUCAUGGAAGCCGUUACCGCGUAAUUUGGAGGGCCCGGAUAUCAGUCACCUCGCUAAGAGAAGGAAGGGAACCAUCACCAUUGCCUCGAAGACGGUUGUGGCCCCGGCCUCCGGAAACACUAUUACGAAAGCCACUGUUCGCAGGGUCGACGCGGCCGGGAACCCUUACACGCAAGAAGUUACUCUUGUCGAGGGCCAGAAGAUCGAGGGAGAGAUCAUCGCCACGAGCGUCGUCGCAGCCCCUGUUACGAUUAGCGGUGGGGAAGCGCCACAGCCACCUGCUCCUGCUCGGCGCCGGCCCCCGCCGCCGAAGAGGAAACCCAAAGGUCCCGGCCGUGGAAGGAAGAGGAAGUUACCGUUACCUCCGAGUACACGGUCCACUUCUGCAGCGACGGCGGCGACUGUUGGAACUUCUACCAACGGCGUUGCUGGGACGGGAGAGGCUAGUGUUAAGCAGGAGGGUGACGGAGAGGAUGCUGCAGCUAGGGACCACAAGACCAAUUCUGCAGCGCCUUCAGAUGAUGAGGAUGAGGGUGACGAAGGUGAGGAAGGAGACGAGGGUGAGGAGGGAGAAGAGAACGAGAACGACAGGGAUUCGGGAGUUGUCGAGUCUACGGAAAAGCAGGCCCAGGACCAUGAGAUGACCGACGCACCGACCAUCGCUAAAGAACCCAAACCUUCUGAGACGACUGAGAAACCGAGCGAGGUGCCAUCACCAGGGCCGGUGAAUCUAGUGCCUCCACCUCUACCCAUCCCUCCAUUGGGUUCCCCGAGGAUUGAGGGAAGCCCCCUGAAGAAUGUCAUGAUAAUGUCUCCUACAGAGCCCUCAUCCCGGUCUCCUGUAGAAGCUGCGCCGCCGAAGGCUCCCGAGACAGGGGCUUCGGCGCAGAUAGAUACUGUUAUGGCAGAUGAGGCACCACUGGCUUCCGCGCCCCCCGAGGUUCCCCCACAAUCGGGCGAGGCUGAAGAGGAGAUCACGGAGACUGAACCAAACGUCCCUCGCGAAGCAUCGCCUACCAAACCCCAGGAGGCGAUAGAGAGUGCUGAUACAGUCAUGAGUGACACGGCAGAUGUCGCUCAGGCUCCGGUGGAAGCCAGCGCUCCGGCCUCCGCUCCUUCCGCGAGCCCAGCGAAGGAAGCCUCGCCAGCCGUCAAGGCCGAAAAGUCAGCUUCGCCCACCGCCGCUGCCGUGGCAGAAGCCCCCGUUGAACCUGCGCCUGUGGAAGCUGAACCCGCGAGUUCGAAUGAGCCGACAGCGGAGGCACCCGCAGCCGAGCAGCCAAGAGAACCAGAGUCUGCAGCCAAAGACGCCGAAAGCCCCGGUCUUCUCGACAGCCUCGUAGAGAAUCUGGAUAAGCGCGCCGAGGAGAUUAAGACUCAAUCAGCCGCCCCUACCCAAGAACCUGCGCCGGAGACCGCCGCGGACGAGCCAAAGGCCAAUGAACCCCCCGCCGUCGAAGUAAAGCCCGAGGAGCUUAAACCCGAGGAGACCAAAGCGGACGAGCCAAAGACCGAGGUCGCUGCUCCUUCGGAGGAGGCGAAGCCCGAAGAUGCACCCAAGGCCGAGGAGAAGACCGAGGAGACGAAGACCGAAGGUGAUGAGAAAUCAGCAGCUGAGGAGGCCAAGUCCGAGGAGGCCAAGAAGGAGGAGGGAGAUGCGCCUGAGCCUGCCUCUUAG